CCAAAAAUACAGCAAUCAAAAAAAAUCUCAAUAGCUUUUAACCUUUUUUCCAUUAAGGCAUAUUUAUAACACAUUUCUAUUUUACACUACCUACUCAGGAAUCAGGAAACAUUUAUUUGCCAAAAUAUGCCAAACAUACAAGGAAUUUGUAUUAAACUAGCUCUCCAUACAUCUUCAAAGCUCCACUGUUGGCCUCACUGAGGCUCCUUUUUGUUUCACCCAUUUGCCGUGAGUUGUUUUUUGUUGCGAACAUUUGAACUAAAGUAUCGAGUGCGGAGGCGGCGGGGCGCGAUGCGGCCGUGAGGGCGGCGCGGCGUCAAGUGCAAUCUACAGGCCGACCCCGGGCUCCAGGUGCAGUCUCGUCACCGGCCGAGCCAACACGACACCGGCGGAGACGAUGGACGCCACGCAGAGCCAGGUGCUGAACCACGAGCGGGUGCAGGCGCUGGAAACCUGGCUGAGAACGACCAAUGCAAAGCUGACUCAAGUCAACGGCCAGAGGAAGUACGGAGGACCACCCCAGGUGUGGGAUGGUCCCGCCCCAGGAGCCCACUGUGAGGUCUUUAUCAGCCAGAUCCCUCGGGACACCUAUGAGGAUCUGCUGAUCCCCCUGUUCAGCUCUGUGGGGCCCCUCUGGGAGUUCCGGCUCAUGAUGAACUUUAGCGGGCAGAAUCGAGGCUUUGCCUACUGCAAAUAUGGCUCUCCGGAUGUCGCUAACGAAGCCAUCCGCCUGCUGCACGGUUACACGAUAGAGCCCACCUUCCGCCUCAACGUCCGUCGCAGUACGGAGAAGAGACACCUCUGUAUCGGAGACCUGCCAGCCACCACCAAGCAGGAGGCCCUACUGAAGGUGCUGCACGUACUGGCCGAUGGGGUGGAGAGGGUGUCCCUGAAGGCCGGGCCGGGUAUAGAUGGGGUGUCUGCGAUGGUGGCCUUCUCAUCCCACCACGCUGCCUCUAUGGCCAAGAAGAUGCUCGUGGAAGCAUUCAAGAAGCAGUUUUCCCUGAAAGUCUCCAUCACGUGGCAGUCCACCGUAAGGCCGACCUCAGUUGAGCAGCCAUCUUAGCACAAACGCCCCCCCAGCCUGCUGCCGCCCCCCCAGAAGCCACCGCGCCUCACCCCGAGCGCCCUGCCUCCUCGCAUGGCCCGCCCUCCGUCCUUCCCUCAGGGCUUCUGCAGGGCUGUGGGAGGCCCCGCGGUACCCCAGCACUCUGCCCGUCCCAGCUCCUCCCCCUCUCCGUCCCAGGGGCGCCCGGUGUCGCCCCCGCCAUCCCCUGUGACCUUCCUGCAUGAGCUGUGCAAGGCAACCGCCGUGGGCCAGCCGCUUUAUAAGACGUACUUCAGCCACGCCGGGCCCGAUGGAUUCCUCUUCUUCAACUACAAGGUACACUUCACCGGGGCGCCCGCCACCUUCGAGGGGCUGGUCAUGAUCUUGCCGGGACCCUCGGCGACCAGCACACUGGAAGAAGCUCAGCGGGCUGCAGCCCAGCAGGUCCUCCAGAGGCUCUCCAAUAAUCAGCUGGCCCCCUGAGGGUCCAAUCAGAGAGGAAACGCCUGCCUUUGUUCAGUCAAUGAUGUUCCAUCUAAAGAAAGAAGUUUAAUAUUAUGUAGUUGGUUGAUUUCUGCAUGCUUUUAUGUGUAAUAUUAGUAUCUUGUUUUUCUAUCUUUGUUGUUCGUUUUCUGCAUGUUUUUGAAUGUGUUACUGUUUCGUUCCUCAUUUUUAAUUAAAUGAGAUUUGAAGAAAAAUGAAAGUGGUGUUACUUUAUGAAUGUUUAAUUUUGUGGUUGCCUUGAUGUUUCCCUACCGUUCUGUAAAAUAGAUAUUUUUCUUUAAUAGUGA
Messenger RNA from Gasterosteus aculeatus aculeatus (three-spined stickleback), 1839 nucleotides. RefSeq names its product DND microRNA-mediated repression inhibitor 1 (gene dnd1). The record is from RefSeq and is a predicted model, not a curated record. NCBI's taxonomy places the organism in Eukaryota, Metazoa, Chordata, Actinopteri, Perciformes, Gasterosteidae. Gene Ontology annotation, molecular function: RNA binding.